Messenger RNA from Nymphaea colorata (pocket water lily), 2058 nucleotides. RefSeq names its product probable polyamine transporter At1g31830. Gene Ontology annotation, biological process: transmembrane transport. The record is from RefSeq and is a predicted model, not a curated record. The coding region runs from base 435 to 1931 and encodes 498 amino acids. NCBI's taxonomy places the organism in Eukaryota, Viridiplantae, Streptophyta, Magnoliopsida, Nymphaeales, Nymphaeaceae. Gene Ontology annotation, cellular component: membrane. Gene Ontology annotation, molecular function: transmembrane transporter activity. The transcript is spliced from 2 exons.
AGAGCUACAACCUUCGCCCUAUGGCCUCGGCCGUCAUGAACUGUUCAUCUUCAAGAUAAACGGCGAUAAGAGGCUCGUUGCGACACCAUUUCAUAUGAGACGCGAGGGACGGCGUUCUAUUUAUUCAUGCUCCCAAAUGUCCCAGGUCAUCGACUUGAACGUUCCUUCCUGUCUCCGUAAUUGAACACCCAUCUACCUCUUCUUCCUUUCUGAUGCAAGCGAAGGAUACGACUCUCGGGCACAGGGAAUCUUCAGGCACAGAAGUAACGUCUAAGGAGGUUGGUGAUUCUUGGUUCGACGUUUACAGGCGGAGAUAAAAUGAAUCCCAAGGUUCAUCAUCAGCGUUCUUCAAGUCCAUUUGUUCGCCAGUGGGUUCUGCAUCAGGUGUCUCUUGCUACCACCCAGAUGCCACCUGUUGAUUGGCCUCCCUUCAGAUGAAACGCGUGGCAUCUGUUGAAUUGAGCAGCUUAAAACAUAGAAGGUGUUCUUUGAUGGGGGAAUACUUCGGCAAAGACUUUGAUGAAACCGAGGUACCAAAACUAGAUAGUUACAGAAAGGUCUCUGUUCUGCCCCUUGUUUUUCUUAUCUACUAUGAAGUGUCUGGAGGACCUUUUGGCAUAGAGGACAGUGUUAAGGCAGGUGGCCCUCUUCUGGCACUUUUGGGAUUUCUAAUUUUCCCCAUCAUAUGGAGCAUCCCGGAAGCCCUGAUUACUGCAGAGAUGGGCACAAUGUUUCCUGAAAAUGGAGGAUACGUUGUUUGGGUCUCAUCAGCCUUGGGCCCAUUUUGGGGAUUCCAACAGGGAUGGAUGAAAUGGCUCAGUGGAGUUAUAGAUAAUGCCUUGUACCCUGUUCUGUUUUUGGACUAUUUAAAAUCUGAGUUUCCCGCUCUAGGAGAAGGGCUACCAAGAGUUUUUGCUGUGUUACUGUUAACUGUAGCUCUCACCUACAUGAACUACAGAGGAUUGAACAUAGUUGGAUGGACCGCUAUAGGACUGGGCAUCUUCUCUAUUCUCCCUUUUGCUGUAAUGGGAAUUUUAGCUAUACCAAAAAUUGAACCUUCAAGAUGGCUAGUGAUUGACUUGAACAACGUCAAUUGGGCAUUGUAUUUAAAUACGCUCUUCUGGAACCUUAACUACUGGGAUUCAGUUAGCACCCUUGCAGGGGAGGUGGAAGACCCUAAGAGGACCCUACCAAAAGCUCUCUUUUAUGCGCUUAUAUUGGUGGUUUUUGGAUACUUUAUUCCACUCUUGACUGGAACUGGAGCAACUUCUCUCAACAGAGCAUUAUGGAGUGAUGGGUAUUUUGCAACCAUCGCAAAAAUGCUUGGUGGUGCUUGGUUGUGGUGGUGGAUUCAGGGAGCAUCCGCAUUAUCAAAUAUGGGCAUGUUCAUUGCUGAAAUGAGUAGUGACUCGUUUCAACUUCUCGGGAUGGCAGAAAGGGGAAUGCUGCCUGAGGUGUUCAGUAAAAGAUCAUCCUAUGGAACUCCUCUGUUGGGAAUUCUAUUUUCUGCUUCAGGGGUACUCCUCCUUUCCUGGUUAAGCUUUCAAGAGAUAGUUGCAGCUGAGAAUUAUCUGUACUGUUUUGGGAUGAUCCUUGAAUUUGUGGCUUUCAUAUAUCUAAGGAUAAAAAGUCCAACUGCUUCACGUCCCUACAAGAUACCUGUGGGAACUGCCGGUGCCAUCCUACUCUGUUUAGCUCCGACAGCUUUAAUUUGUGUGGUGCUGGCGAUUGCUUCCCUCAAGGUUGUAGCUGUAAGCAUGGCUGCUGUAUUAAUUGGCUUUGUGCUCUAUCCUUCUCUUGAGUAUAUCAACAGAAAGAAAAUUCUGAAGUUCUCCACAAGCACUGAUCUUCCUGAUCUUCAAGCUAUGGACCAGGAUUGGACUGAAUCCGAUGUGGAACGAGUUGCUUUUCUAUCUUCCCAUACUAGAUGAGGUCUCUGUGUUUUUUCACUAUGUGUGGCCUUGCUUAUUGUAAGCAAGAACUGCCUCUAUGCUUUAGUUGUUUAUGUAGCAACUGCUGUUAUUUUUCAGCUAAACCAAGUGAUUUGCAAUUCCUUUC